AUGACAAGGAUCGCGUCUGUGUCCACGUCGUCACUCAUUGGCGUGGCUAUCGCGUGCGGAGGUAAUGUCCUCAUCAGUCUAGCAUUGACUGUUCAAAAGCUGGCCCAUCAGCGUCAAAAUGAAGAGCUUAUAGCUUCAAAAUCAAGCUCUGGGCGUUCCUCGCCAGAUCACGAUGAGCCGGACGUGGACCCUGGCCCCGAUUACCAGUCCGAGAGCUCGUACCAUGACGAACCGUCUCCUACGCCUUCACCGAAAGCUCGGAUCGUCGAAGCUGUGCCCGUCGUCGUCGUUCCUACAACGCCGGGUGGAGAGGUCCCAAGUACCUUGAUUCCGAGCAGAGCAAAGGGUCAAGAGACCAGCCGGCAGAGUCCCAGCGACCGACAUGCUGAGAUAGGGGAGAGCUCAAAACGACGUAGUAGCGAGGAGGCGCGGGAAACCGGCGCAAGGACGGACAUCCGAAGUCUCCAGCUUGUACCUGACCCUGGACCCUCGCAUCCCCGCUCCAGAUUACCAUCGCCAACUCCGAUACGAAUACCACCACGAUACAAAACGGACAUCGAUCUCUCCUCGAAUGAAGACAGCGGGCACAUCAGGAAAAGCGACAACGAUCCCUCCGAUCGACAUCGGGGUCGCAAACGAUCUUCGCGCCAUCAGUCUGGAGAGCAGAAAAACAAGGAUGAGGACAAGCCGGAAGUGGAGGAGGGACAGUAUCUCAAGAGCAAGCUCUGGUGGUUGGGCAUGUGUCUCAUUGCUGUUGGAGAAGGAGGCAACUUCCUCAGCUAUGGCUUCGCUCCGGCUAGUGUGGUCGCUCCGCUAGGCACUGUGGCCCUCAUUGCGAAUUGCAUCUUCGCUCCGUUGAUCCUUAGGGAGAGAUUUCACGCCAAAGAAUUGAUUGGAAUGGGUUUAGCCAUUGUCGGCGCAGUGACCGUGGUAUACUCAUCGAAUGCGUCGAAUCCGAGACUUGACCCUGAUGGGCUGGUACACGCCAUUCGUCAAGUCCCCUUCAUUGUCUACACCUGUCUCAACUUGGUCGCCAUGGUGAUAUUGUCUCUUCUGUCCCGCUCGCACAAAUACGGGGCAAAAUACAUCGGGAUCGACGUCGGCGUAUGUGCAUUGUUUGGAGGGUACACAGUGCUGUCUACCAAGGCCUUGUCAAGCUUGUUAUCGACGAUAUUCCUGUCCGCCUUCGCUUCCUGGAUCACAUGGGUUCUGGUCGUGGUCUUGAUAGUAACUAGCGUCCUCCAGGUCAAGUUUCUGAACCGAGCCCUCAUGCGCUUUCAGAGCAAGGAAGUGAUCCCCACACAAUUCGUCUUCUUCUCACUGGCAGCCAUCAUCGGAUCUGCGGUGCUCUACCAGGAGUUCAGAGACAUCACUCCAUCCAGCUUUAUCAACUUCGUCUUCGGAAUCGCAACCACAUUUCUCGGCGUGCACCUCCUCACUUCUUUCUCUGAAGAAGAAGAGGAACCCUCCGACGAGUCGACUCCGGAUCAGUCCAGAGCUACUUCACCAACUGUGACUUAUCGACCGUUGCCCAGGGCCAUGCCGACUAACGCGUCGCUCAACGUCCUACUUCCAUCAACGUCUCGGAUCUCAUCGCACUCCAACGGUCUAUCGGCAUCUCUCAACGAGCGAACACCGCUCCUGGUACCUAUCGCAUCGCCAGAGACACUCGCCAAUGGACUCAGUCCGGGCGAGGGAGGUGUUGCUUCUCUUGGUCGAAUCAAGCUCGUCAAAAAGACGUCAACGGGUGAUUUUACUCCUACUCUAGGACUGUCAUCUCAAGCAGGAUUUCUUCUGAUGGCUACCACGCCACCUAGUGCGCCAUUGCCCGGCAACUUUGGUCGUAGAGCUAGUAACCUAAGACGACCGGAUUUAGAAGAAGGUCGCGGAAGAGCACCGAGUUCAACCCGGAUCCAGCGAGGAGAUAGUACUGAAAGGUCUUCAACGCUCCCUGGGUGA
Kockovaella imperatae is the source of this 1959-nucleotide messenger RNA. RefSeq names its product magnesium transporter NIPA-domain-containing protein. Gene Ontology annotation, cellular component: membrane. The record is from RefSeq and is a predicted model, not a curated record. Gene Ontology annotation, biological process: magnesium ion transport. The transcript is spliced from 6 exons. The coding region runs from base 1 to 1959 and encodes 652 amino acids. Lineage: Eukaryota; Fungi; Basidiomycota; Tremellomycetes; Tremellales; Cuniculitremaceae. Gene Ontology annotation, molecular function: magnesium ion transmembrane transporter activity.